AUGUCCCCUUCCUCAGCAGCGGCCGCCCUACCCGACCGAACCUCACCCGCCGCCCUCUCCCGGCGCGACGGGUCACGGAGCACCGCACACAACGUCCCAUCCAACGGGCCACAACGGGCCAACAUCCAGCGCCACCCCGCUCGCGCGACGCCGACGCUGACGCCCAUCGGCCACCUCCGCGAACGGGAAGAUCGCCCCGAGAACCAGGAAACACCCCCACAGCCUAUCGAGGAUCAGCAAUCGCGCCAUUCAGUAACCGACGCCGUCCGAGUCGUCAUCACCGAGUCCCGAGUCUCGACGGCUGAGAGGCGUGGCCGAAAAAGAUACGGGUGUUACGGUGCGACACGACAUUCGUCCAGCGCUCAAUCAGCCGACCCAGCAGCAGCAGAACCGCCAGUAUCCUUCAUAUCAACCGCCGCCGCCACCACCACGACCACCAUCACAACAUUCGCAAUCAAGUACUUUGCAAUCGCCAUUACAAUCGCCGUCGCCGCUGCCUUUCCCGUUGUCAUCUUCGUUGCCAAACUUGUCAGCUUUGGCCUCCAAACCGGCUCCAAAAUCGGCUACAGUACCAGAGCGGGCUCAGACAAAUCCGACGCAACUACCAACAGGAUUAGCCAGCGCAUCACCAACACGAACAACGACGCGACUACCAACACCAGCUUCUCCACUGCGCCAAGUGUCCCCGGCGACGUUUCAUGCUUCCGACAUACCUAUCAAUCCAACGAGCCCUUCCGCGACGGCAAGGCCACUGAAGCCGCAGCAUCAGAACAGGAACAACAACAACAACAACAACAACAACAACCGUCAACAUCAGUCGCGUCAGCUUCGUCCUCAUCAACACAUCCGUCAUCGUUGUACGUGUACACGCCCGUUUCCGAAUCAGCGGUGUCUACUUCGUCGUAUGUGACGGCGGCUACAGGUCUCGAGGAUCUACCAUCAAACGACCCAACUUUCGUCCGCCAUGUCGCGAAUAACCAUCCGGAAAGGGAGGCCAUGCUGUCGGGUGGCCAUAUCAAUAGCGGGCAAGAUUCAGCUGGGCUGAGUAACCAGGUGGACUCCGACGCAGACUCGGCUAUGGGCGACAUAACAGGGGCGCUGUCGACAUCCUCGUUACGAUCCAGCAUUUACAACUACAUUGAAGAACAUGGGAGGACGUUCCACAGGUACAAACAGGGCAAGUACUGGAUGCCCAAUGACAAAAUUGAGCAGGACCGAUUGGAUCUACAACAUGCCGUGUUUAUGCGCAUGCUGAAGGGGAAGUUUGGGCUAGCGCCAGUCACAAAUCCACAGUCAGUCCUCGACAUUGGUACAGGGACUGGUAUAUGGGCCAUUGAGUAUGCGAUACAAAAUCCAGCGGCUCAUGUGGUUGGGACUGAUCUAAGUCCUAUACAGCCCGAGUAUGUACCUCCCAACUGCCAUUUCGAGAUAGAUGACGCCGAGGAUGAGUGGAUUUUCUCACAACAGUUCGACUACGUCCACGUCCGCUUGCUGUUCCACGCCUUCAACUCACACAAAGAAGUCAUGAUGUCGGCCUUUCGGCAAUUAAACCCUGGCGGCUGGAUGGAGUGGCAGGACUACUAUCCCCACAUACAAUCAGUGGAUGGCAGCAUCGCUGGCACGGCCCUUGAGCGCUGGUCACGGAUGUACAUUGAGGGUGGUCAACGACUUGGGAGAGACAUGCUCGCACCGAGAAGGUACAAGCAGUGGAUGGAAGAAGCCGGGUUCAUCAAUGUGGUUGAGGAGAAGCUCGUGAUACCGGGGAACCCGUGGCCUAAAGGGAAGGAGCAGAAGGUGACGGGCGUGUGGCAGAUGACCAACUUUCUUGAGGGUUUGCAUGCUGUGAGCAUGACUAUAUUCACAAAGGGGUUGGGGAUGUCGCCAGAAGAGGUGGAGGUAUUUUUGGUGGAUGUGAGAAAGGAUAUCAGAAAUCUGCGGAUACAUUUCUACUUUUUGACAUACUUUGUGUAUGGACAGAAACCACCGAUAUCCAACUACGCACGAUCAGUCCGGUCAUCACGGUCGGCGGCUACAUAAACAGAGGGAUGACGCAAGGCUGCACAGCAACCGUCGGAGAGUUGAGCAUGGAUGGGGGAUAGAGAGGGGCAAAACAACAUGGAUGGGUGGGUUUUUGAAACACUUUUUGGACAUUCGUUGAAGUCAGAUAUCAUACCAGGCAGGGCCGGGAAACACAAAGCAAGCGAGCGUGUCAUUC
Molecule: messenger RNA, 2215 nt
Organism: Neurospora crassa OR74A
Lineage: Eukaryota; Fungi; Ascomycota; Sordariomycetes; Sordariales; Sordariaceae
Exons: 14
Coding region: 1-2037 (678 amino acids)
Molecular function (GO): methyltransferase activity
Source: RefSeq, a predicted model, not a curated record